This is a messenger RNA of Durotheca rogersii, 546 nucleotides long. RefSeq lists its product as uncharacterized. The record is from RefSeq and is a predicted model, not a curated record. The transcript has 2 exons. Lineage: Eukaryota; Fungi; Ascomycota; Sordariomycetes; Xylariales; Xylariaceae. The coding region runs from base 128 to 418 and encodes 96 amino acids.
CUCUACUGUGAGUCCGGUCGACGGAAGUGUAUAAUAAGCCGUAUUUCCGCCGCUCGUUGAGGUUGGUUGUCGAGCAAGCUUCCAGUCAACAUCGAUAUUACUAUAACCUUCAUCAAGUACAGUAACAAUGCGUUUCUCUGCUCUUUUCCUGACCAGCCUAGCUACUGUUGCCCUGGCGGCUCCCGUUGAGGUCCCAUCGGGGCUGUCCGAGCGCCAAUAUGCGAGGUCAGGCUUGUAUAUCGGAGCAGAUGAUGCUGUGAAGAGGUCCCAGUAUCGGCCAAAAUCCUUCAGACUCUCUGAGGGCGAAGAUGCCGUUGAGAAGCGCCAGUAUCCGGCGGUCGUCCAUUGGCCGAAUGGAGCAGAGGGUGGCGCUGUGAGGAAGUCGGAAGGAGAGGUUGCCGUUGUAGACAGAAAUUAACAUAGCUUGCCUACAGCGUCCGCGCCUCUCGGAAGGGGAAAGUAAUCCGAGUAACUGCUCGUUACCGAAGGGGUCUGAAGGGCAGGGAAAUGGGAUUUCGACCGAGAACCGGGUUUUCAGAUAAAACU